This is a messenger RNA of Lampris incognitus (smalleye Pacific opah), 1190 nucleotides long. It is a transcript of the gene ssr4, whose product is annotated as signal sequence receptor, delta. Gene Ontology annotation, cellular component: endomembrane system; membrane; endoplasmic reticulum. NCBI's taxonomy places the organism in Eukaryota, Metazoa, Chordata, Actinopteri, Lampriformes, Lampridae. Bases 107 to 613 code for a protein of 168 amino acids. The record is from RefSeq and is a predicted model, not a curated record. The transcript has 6 exons.
UUGCGCCACUACGGUACACGUCAUUACAGCGCACCGGUCUGUAAACUGAGGCUUAUUCUGCUCAGACUUGAAACUCAAGCUCCAAAACAACUGUUUUAUAGAAAUCAUGAUGUUCAGGAUAUUCGCUUUCCUUGCUAUCCUAGUAUGUUCCUGCUCAGGAGAGGGCUGCACAGACCCCGUUAUAACUCCAUCGGCCUACACCACUUCUGACGCUGUCAUUUCCUCUGAGUCCGUCUUCAUCGUGGAACUCAGCCUUGCAUGUGCCAAUGGAGCCCAGAGUGUGGCACUGUAUGCUGAUGUCAAUGGAAGACAAUUCCCUGUGACAAGAGGCCAGGAUGUGGGCAAGUACCAGGUGUCCUGGAGCCUUCCUCACAAACAGGCCAGCUCUGGGACAUACCAAGUCAAGUUCUUUGAUGAGGAAUCUUACAGCGCCUUGCGCAAAGCCCAGAGAAACAACGAAGAUGUCGAUGCCAUCCAGCCCCUUUUCUCUGUCAACGUGGAUCACAGGGGUGCAUGGAAUGGUCCAUGGGUGUCGACGGAGGUGUUGGCUGCUCUUAUUGGUAUCCUUGUCUAUUACCUGGCCUUCAGUGCUAAGAGCACCAUCCAGGCAUAACCGGAUCCAUUCACUCUAGACCAGUGAAUUUUGAAAGACUGAAUUCUGGCGGGCAUUAUCCACCAGUCUAUCAUCCAAUACUGUGGCAGAUAAUUGGAGUAUUACCAUCAUCUCUACUGUGAGACGAGCAGCUAGAGCAGCAGUCUCUGUAUUUUUUUUUUUUAUUCAGACUGUGUCUGUAUGCUGUCAAUGUCAAAAUGAAUCUCUGGUAUUUCUUUUUUAAAUCAGACCAAUGCUAUAAUACCACACCUACUUAAAGCGACAAAUGCAGAGCAUGUAUUUGACUCAACUCUAACCGCUGGUCAAUGUUUGAACCUGCAUGUCUUUGGUUUCUAAUGGGACCAACUAUUUCCACACCAUUUCUUGCAGCUAACCUUUGGAGUAAGUGGGAUUUGUGCAGAUAUGACACACACCAGUAGAGGGAGGUCUAACCUACACAUAUGAAAAUGAAAAACUGUUAUCUGUGAUUGGCAAAAAACCCCAAAGCAUUUCUGUACUGGCUAGCUUGAGCAGGGCUAACACUAUGGAUGUAUUUUUCCCAGGUGACUCACUAAACUGAAUAAAUGGUCUGUUUUUC